Sinocyclocheilus rhinocerous is the source of this 1787-nucleotide messenger RNA. RefSeq names its product glycosylated lysosomal membrane protein-like. Gene Ontology annotation, cellular component: lysosome. NCBI's taxonomy places the organism in Eukaryota, Metazoa, Chordata, Actinopteri, Cypriniformes, Cyprinidae. The transcript has 6 exons. The record is from RefSeq and is a predicted model, not a curated record. Bases 1 to 1170 code for a protein of 389 amino acids.
AUGAACCUGAAACACUAUCCCACUUUUUCUGGAACUGUCAUCUUGCGAGUGUCUGUGGAGCUGAAUCCCGGUCUGACUCCUCCAUCAGUUCUUCCUCCUGGAGUGGGUCUGGUUCAUGUGCGAGGUCUGGGGCUCAAUGACACGCUGCACUUCUUGCUGUGUAACGCUGGAGCUCCAGCGCUGCUGGUGGUCCACACGAACAGCACUCAGUCUGCAGUGCAGGUGGACUGGCCUGUGUUUAUCAACCGCAGUUCAUCCGGCAGCCUGAGGGUGGAGCCGCAGAGCAGCGUGCAGUACAGCAGCGCACUAGUGUUCACCAGGGUGUGGGAGUAUGAUGAUGUCAAUAACACCGCAGACCCCCAGCAGACGGCAGAGUCCAGCUUUUACCCUCCAUACGAGCUGCAGAACUUCCUCUGGACCCUGAACAUCAGUGCUAACCAGUCGGAUCUCACAGUAACGCUGUGCGGCGGAGAGAAAACGGAGAGCUUCCUCAACGGCUCCCUCUGUCUGCAGUUCUCAGCGUUUGAGUCGGAGGGUCGUGAUAAAGCCUGGCCGAGUCUCCGUCACAACGUUAACUCCUCACAGCUGCACGUGUGGCUGGAUGGCGUGACGCCGCGAGGAAACGACUCCAGAUUCGCUCUUGAGUUUCAGUCUGUUGGUGAAUCCGGGUUUGAGGGACGAGUGGACGUCCACAGCUCUAUAGACGAUGAGUACACACCCUCCAUCUUUAAGGUGUCUCAGUGGGUGUCGUCUCCGGUGAACAGCAGCAGUGUUGUGGGUUAUAAUCAGUGGAAACCCGUGGCGUAUCGUAAACCUCAGCCGGUGUUUGAGGACGCCACACCAUGCAAACACUCCCAGCUCGUGUCUGUGAACCGCAUCCCUCAGUCCGGUCUGGUCCAGGCCUAUUUCACAGACGAUCCUCAUACAUACGGCCUGAACAUCAGCUUCGGCAUCGAUAAAGACCCGGUGUUUUACAGCGACUCCAAAUACAUCAGCUGGACUGUAUUAGUGGGCAUGGGCGAGCCUCCGGCCGAUUCGUUCUCCACGUUAAUCAUUAUUAUCAUCACUGUUGGACUUGGUACUCCUCUGGCCAUCAUUAUUGUGGGUGGAGUGUUUGUUUGGAUCCGCAAGAGGAUGUCGCACUCAUCCGUUUACGAGCCAAUCAACUGAGACCUUACGGUACAAGCCCCGCCCCAUUGCACACACCUGCCAAUCAGUGAUGAGGUUACUGACGAGUGGAUGAGGGAGUUCAAUUUAACUGACCAAUUACACAGAAUAACUCUCUCUGGAUGGGUUUUGAUUUAAAUGUGUUACAUACUGAAUUUUUUUACACCUUUGUCGAUCGCACAUAAAUACUGAAAGUGCAAUGGAGAUAUUAGUUGAUUGUUUUGUUUUUACGCCAUCAUUUUUCAUACUUGAUGUUUGUUUGUGCCAAAAAUCCUGCUUGUAAAAUCGAUUUAAUUGACCAGAUUGAUGACCGCUGCGCACAUUUUAAAGAUUUAAAACAUUAUUUUCUCUUUAAUUCUGAAAUCUAUGCAAAUGCUUUCAUAUUUAAUGGAAACUGCACUGUUGGAGAUUCUCAGGGGUUUGUUUAGUUUUGAUGUUUUUAACAUAACUGUGGUUCGUGGGAGAGUUUAUGGUGAAGGCGUUUUGUAAACGUUCAUUUGCACCAUGUAGAAACACUCUGAAAUCUUCCCUUUUGUUGUUGUUGUUGCCUUUAGUGACUUAUAAAAAUGUAAAUAUGGAUUCAUAAACUUUUCUUUUUCACUAUAUAAAUUUAUUCAACA